This is a messenger RNA of Brettanomyces bruxellensis, 1308 nucleotides long. RefSeq lists its product as uncharacterized. The record is from RefSeq and is a predicted model, not a curated record. Bases 1 to 1308 code for a protein of 435 amino acids. The transcript has a single exon. Gene Ontology annotation, cellular component: fungal-type cell wall. NCBI's taxonomy places the organism in Eukaryota, Fungi, Ascomycota, Pichiomycetes, Pichiales, Pichiaceae.
AUGAUCGCAUCAUCCUUAAUUUCCGCCGCCACUGGUGCAUCCUUGCUCUUUUUUGCAAGCAGUGCAAGUGCCAGCUCAGAAGCCGCUUUUGUCCAAUUCGAAAAUCUUGGAUACAGUGGAGAGUAUUUCCCAGUUGGAAAAGUUGAAGCUUUGAGCGAUGGAAACUGUUCAUGUGAACAAGCCAUGGAUUCUCCAAUUUAUAUUAAUGGCACAAACAGUCCUUUCAAUGAGGAGUUGUCUGUUCACAUUAGAGGACCAAUAAACUUGCAGAAAUUUGCCUUUUACACGGCCGAAAGUUACAGCUUCGGCUCAACUGAUGGUUCGUGGACCCGAGGUGCUUAUUACGAUGUCUCCAAUGGUACUGCAGAUAAUGUUACCUUCCUCGGUAAUGUUGGUGUCGAAAACACGUGCCUAGCCAGAGCACUAAACUACGUGACAUCAAACGGUACAUCUCUUGCAUCGGAAUCUACCGUUCUCGAAAACGUGACUAUUGGUUCCGCAGAGGAGUUUGCCAUCUUUUCCGGCACCAAGUGCAAGGAUGAGUCAUCCUUGGAGGGUGACUGCCUUGUUUACCGUGAAGGAAUCGAUGCUUACCAUGGAUUUUACGGUACAGUCAAGGCAUUCCUCUUUCAAUUCUCUGCCCCUUCCGAUACCAGCGAGGAGGGUCUAACCAACAAGACUGGUAACUAUGAUAUGCCUGCCAUUUGGUUGUUGAAUGCACAAAUUCCAAGGACGUCUCAGUACCCAUUGAACGGUAGUUGCUCGGCAUGGAACACUGGUGCUGGUGAGUUCGAUAUCUUUGAGGUGAUGAAUUACACACAGAGAAAUAACUUCUACACGACCAUCCAUGACUAUCAAGGAACCGACAGUGUCGAGGUUGGAUUACAAAUGUUCGCUUAUCUAGACAGAACACCUGAUUCUGUCAUGAAAGGUGGUGUUAUCUUUGGAUCAGAUGGCAAGGCUACUGUCUUCCUAUCCAACAGCACCACUUUUGGAAACACCAUCUCUUCCUCUGACCUCAGCUCAUGGUUAUCCGAGUUAGAUAAUGUGGACGGUGGUGAGUACACCCAGACAUUGUCCUCUAUCACUUUGGACAUGAAUACCGCAACUACCACAAGUGGUUCUAGCAGCUCCGCAAGCACAAGUGGUUCUGACAGCUCCACAAGCGGAAGUGGUUCUAGCAGCUCCACCAGUAGUAGCUCGACAAAUGCAGCUUCCAGACCAAUGUUCUCUAUAGAAUCACCUGUUGGCUUGCUUUCAUUGGCUGUGCCUUUAAUUGCUGGUACAGUAUUCCUAUAUGAAGCGUAA